UACCGGAAGUACGGUGUAGGGUGUACAUGUCGUGCUUGAGCAGUGGUUUGCUUUACCUAGUGAAGAAGUGACAGGCGUACAGGGGGGAGAAGUUUUUGUUUUUUUCUAGCUUCGCCUUCACCUCUACAUCAUGGAGGCUCAUCCACAUUUCUCCCGUGAGGAAAUCAACAGCACGGUGUGGGAAGUCCCGGAGAAAUACACACGGCUCAAACAGAUAGGGACCGGGGCGUACGGCUCCGUGUGCUCAGCAAUAAACGAGAAGACUAAAGAGAAAGUGGCCAUCAAGAAGCUCCACAGGCCCUUCCAGUCAGAGAUCUUUGCAAAGAGGGCAUACCGAGAGCUCCGACUGCUCAAACACAUGAAGCAUGAAAAUGUGAUAGGACUCCUCGAUGUGUUUACGCCUGCCUCAAGCCUCGAUGAAAUCCAGGACUUCUAUCUGGUGAUGCCUUACAUGUUUACUGACCUGUCGAAGGUGCGAGGUCAUCUCUCAGAAGAUAAAGUCCAGUUUCUCGUCUACCAGAUGCUCUGUGGACUCAGGUACAUUCACAGGGCUGGAAUCAUCCACAGGGAUCUUAAGCCUGGAAACUUGGCUGUAAACCAAGACUGUGAACUGAAGAUCCUCGACUUCGGGCUGGCUCGCAGUACCGACGCUGAGAUGACGGGCUACGUGGUGACCCGUUGGUACCGGGCGCCUGAGGUCAUUCUGAACUGGAUGCACUACACCCAGACUGUUGACAUCUGGUCUGUGGGCUGUAUCAUGGCAGAAAUGAUCAACGGAAAAACCCUCUUCAAAGGAAAAGACUACAUGGACCAGCUGACUCAGAUCAUGAAAGUGACUGGGGUACCUGGACCAGAGUUCAUACAGAAGCUGGACAGUCUAGAGGCCAAAAAUUAUAUCAAGGCCCUCCCUCGCUAUCCCAGAAAAGACUUCUCAACGUUGUUCCCCAGAGCCAGUGCAAAGGGUAUCGACCUGUUGGAGAAGAUGCUGGUUCUGGACGGAGAUGAGAGGCCCACAGCUGAACUAGCUCUGGAGCACCCAUAUUUCGACAGUUUGAGAGAGCCUGACGACUUUCCUGAGCCUACACCAUACGACGAUAGCCAUGACAACGCUACGUUGUCCCUGGAUGAGUGGAAGCGGCUAUGCUUCAGAGAGGUGAAAAGCUUUGUGCCAUUCCCACGGCGGGACUCCAAGAGGAAAAACACCCUGACUAUGUCUCCGUGACCUGAUGAACGUCUUGUAACUACUGAUACCCCAAUACACAGCCAAUGGUGCCCUUGUAUAGUCAAACCAUGGAUUCACUUCAUUUCUGUUACCCUGCAUAUGUUUAGAUAUUGAAUUAUUGAUGAGAGAGUGAAAACUGACACACUUUUUUUCUCACUUAUUUUUUUCUUUUUGUAAUGUACAGUAGUUUCCUAAGUGCAGAUUGCUCUUUGUGUUACACAUUCCUUAUCAGUGGUUUGUCUUCGAAUUUAUUGUGACCAAAUGUCACAUGGUUUAAUGUAAUAUUGUUUUCCAAUUAAACAAUAAGACAAGAUGUGUAUGAAAUUUUGUUUAUGAAGAAAAUAGUAAAUGUUCCUACCCAAGACAGGCUACACCAACACUCACAGCCAGAAAAAUAUCUGCAGAGGUGAAAAUAGCAAAAGAAAAAUCUAAACUGAACCCUUGUGGAUAUUUCCAAUAUAAGGCAGCGUUGUACUUGACUGGCUUGAUACAUUUAGAGGCUGCUGCGUGAUGUAUAUUAUUGCACUGAGGUCGUUUGUUAGGGUUCAUUCUGUGCCUGAUUCUGUUUAAUUAUUAGAAAUCCUGCACUGGAUUGGUGUUAUUGCUGCCCAUGAGACUUGUUUUAACCAUGUAACACAAAUAUGACAUUGGUCUGUUGCAUUUUCUCUGAGUAUGUGAGUGUGUGUGCAUGUGUGUAUACAGAUAGAAUAAACAAUUCAAUCCAUGA
This is a messenger RNA of Larimichthys crocea (large yellow croaker), 1949 nucleotides long. It is a transcript of the gene mapk13, whose product is annotated as mitogen-activated protein kinase 13. The transcript has 12 exons. Gene Ontology annotation, molecular function: ATP binding; MAP kinase activity. Lineage: Eukaryota; Metazoa; Chordata; Actinopteri; Sciaenidae. The record is from RefSeq and is a predicted model, not a curated record. Gene Ontology annotation, biological process: protein phosphorylation. The coding region runs from base 131 to 1222 and encodes 363 amino acids.